UAUUAGCUAUAUUGUUAUAAUACAUCAUCUGCAAAAUAUAUUAUCUCAUUAUUACUUUUGUCUCUUUUACUCAACACUUAUUAAUUGAAGAUGUUCACCAACCAUAAUGCAAAGACAUAGCUUAUUAAUAUUAUUUCCAUUGCACUGCACCUAGUCAAAGGCAUAAGCUUCACUUCAAAUCUCACAGUUUCAUUCAUCCCCUCUCUUCCCUAUUCUUAUCAUGGCAGCUACCAGUGUCCUUGUUUCUACUUUCCUCGAGAGGACUAUCGACACUUUGGCUUCCCGUCUUGUUCACAUAUUUCAUCAAAGAAAGCACAAGAAGCAACUCAGCAACUUGAAGAUGAAGCUCCUUGUCAUUGAUGUUGUGGCUCUUGAUGCAGAACAAAAGCAGUUCAAAGAUCCACGCGUUAGAGAUUGGCUUCUUAGGGCCAAAGAUGUUGUGUUUGAUGCAGAGGAUCUCUUGGAUGAGAUAGAUUAUGAGCUCUCCAAAAGCCAGGCGGAAGCUCAGUCUCAGAGUGCUACUAACAAGGUGUGGAAUUCCCUGAAUUCUUCUUUUGUCAGUUUCUUUGAAAUAGAAAUUGAAUCUAAGAUGGAACAAGUCAUUGAGGACCUAGAAGAUCUUGCAAAAGAAAGCAAUAUUCUAGGUUUGGAAAAGAGUGGUGGUGUUGGGGUUGGAUCAGGAUCGGGUAGUAAAUUAACAUAUACAUCUUUGCCCAAUGAAAGCUUUAUCUAUGGCAGAGAUGAUGACAAAAAAUUUGUCUUUAACUGGCUCACAUCGGACACUCACAACAACCUAUCUAUACUUUCUAUUGUGGGCAUGGGUGGGUUGGGUAAGACCUCUCUUGCUCAACAUGUAUUCNNUGACCNAAGGCUUGAAGGUAAAUUUGAUAUGAAAGCUUGGGUUAGUGUUCCACAGGAAUUUGAUGUUCUCAAAGUAUCAAAAGCAAUUCUUGGUACAAUUACUGGUUCAACUGAUCAUAGUAUACAACAAGAAGUGAUUCAGAAAAGACUGAAAGAAGAACUUAUGAGGAAGAAAUUUCUUCUCAUCUUGGAUGACGUUUGGAAUGAAAACCCAUUUAAAUGGGAAGAUGUGCAAAAACCCCUUGUUUUCGGAGGCCAAGGCAGUAGGAUUCUUGUCACUACUCGGAGUGAGAAGGUUGCUGCUGCCAUGCGAUCAGAAAAGCACUUCUUGCAGGUAUUAAAAGGAGAUGAUUGUUGGGACUUGUUCGCAAAGCAUGCAUUCCAAAAUGCUAAUACUCAAGCAAAUACAGAUUGCAAGGAGAUUGGUAAACAGAUAGUUGAAAAAUGCAGAGGACUUCCACUAGCCUUGAAAACAAUGGGAAGUCUUUUACACAAUAAAUCAUCCAUAUCAGAAUGGGAAAAUGUAUUAAAAAGCGAAAUAUGGGGAUUAGAGGAUAAUGAUCUUAUCCCUGCUUUAGCACUGAGCUAUAACCAUCUUCCGUCCCAUCUCAAGAGAUGCUUUGCUUACUGUGCUUUAUUCCCUAAAGAUUAUGAGUUUGAUAAGAAUGGCUUGAUUCAAUUGUGGAUUGCUGAAAAUUUUGUACAAUUCCAUAAUCACAGAAGUCCAGAAGAUAUAGGUGAACAAUACUUUGAUGAUCUACUAUCAAGGUCUUUCUUUCAACAAUCAAACAGAUAUAAAACAUGUUUUGUCAUGCAUGACCUUUUAAAUGAUUUGGCAAAAUAUGUUUGUGAGGACAUCUGUUUCAGAUUGGGAGUUGACAAAACAAAAGGUAUUCCCAAAACAACCCGUCAUUUUACAUUUGCAACCAAUCAUGUGGAAUAUUUUGAUAGAUUUGGAAGUAUACAUGAUGUUGAAAGGUUACACACAUUUAUGCCAACAGAUUGGAGUUGGCAUUGCAAGAUGUCGAUAGAUGAUUUAUUCUCCAAGUUUAAGUUCUUACGUGUCUUGUCUGUGUCUAACUGUUCUAACCUUACAAAGGUGCCUGACUCAAUAGGCAAUCUUAAGCAUCUCCGCUCAUUAGACCUCUCCAACACUCACAUAGAAAGAUUGCCUGAGUCAACAUGUUCACUCUACAACUUGCAAAUACUGAAGCUCAACAAUUGUCCACUAUUGAAAGAACUGCCAUCAAAUUUACACAAACUCACCAAUUUGCGUCGUCUUGAAUUUAUGGAUACUGAACUGUUAAAGGUGCCAGAACAUUUGGAAAAACUGAAGAAUCUUCAAGUAUUCAUGAGUUCGUUUGAUGUUGGAAGCAAGGAAUUCAGCAUUCAACAACUAGGACAACUCGAUCAUCAUGGAAGGCUAUCAAUUGGGGAGCUGCAGAAUAUUGAGAACCCCUCCGAUGCAAAAGCAGCAGAUUUGAAAAAUAAAACUCACCUUCGGGAGCUAAUGUUAAAAUGGAAUAGGGACCAGGUCCCAGUUGACGCAUUGAAAGAAAGGGAUGUAAAUGUCAUGCAGAAUCUCCAACCUUCCAAGUACUUGGAGAAGUUGUCAAUCAGCCACUAUGAUGGUACAAAAUUUCCAACAUGGUUUGGAGAUUAUUCAUUAUUGAAUGUGGUUUCAUUAAGCUUGUUCGAAUGUAAACAAUGCAAAUGUUUGCCUUCCCUUGGACAUUUGCCAUUUCUCAAGGACCUCACAAUAUCAGGGCUUGAUGGGGUAGUAGGUAUUGAUGCUGACUUUUAUGGGAGUGGCUCUUGUUCGUUUCCGUCCUUGGAGACAUUGAAAUUCUCCCGGAUGAAAGGAUGGGAGAAAUGGGAUUGUGAAGCCAUGAGAGGUGCUUUUCCACGUCUUCACCAUCUUGCUAUAGAUUAUUGUCCCAAGCUGAAAGAGCGCCUGCCAGUGCAAAUUCUUCAAUUUGAGACAGUUUAUAUUCGGCACUGCAAACAACUUCUGGGGUACGAUGGAAUGGUGAAAAUGAAUGGGAAAGAGGUCACCAUUUUUCGAGUACACAACUUGGAAGCAUGGUUUGUGGGAUGGAUCGGGAAAAUGAUAUCCCAUGAUUCUGUUGAAGACUUGAAAGUUUAUUCUUGCCCCAAUAUGAGUAUUUUAAUGAGUCAGCAAUAUAAUUUCCUUGUAAGUUUGACUGUUCAUGACAGCUGUGACUCUCUAACCACCUUUCCUAUAGACUUCUUCCCAACACUCAGAUCGCUUUAUCUCCUCAGCUGUUGUAAUCUACAAACGAUUUUACAUGCUCAUAAUCAUCUCCAGGAUCUAGCAAUCAUUGACUGCCCUCAAUUUGAAUCAUUCCCAGAACGAGUACAUAUCCUGCUUCCAUGUCUUGAAUUCCUAAGCAUACGAGAUUGUCCUAGAUUUGAGUCCUUCGCUGAUGGAUGUUUGCCAUCAAAUAUAAAAAGGAUGUAUCUCACUAACUCCUCCAAACUUGUUGCUUCAUUGAAAGGGUCUUUUGGCGACAAUCCCUCUCUUGAAACGUUGUUUAUUAUUGGAAAGUUGGAUGCAGAGUCUUUUCCUGAUGAAGGUUUUCUUCCACGCUCUCUUACUUCUCUAGGGAUCUAUGAUUGUCAACAUCUUAAAAAACUGGACUAUAAGGGUCUCUGCCACCUCCCCUCUCUCAAGGAAUUGCUUCUAGUUAACUGCCCCAACCUCCAAUGCUUACCAGAUGAGGGUCUUCCCAAAUCCAUUUCAUAUCUUACCAUUUCAGGCAAUUGUCCAUUGCUCAAACAGCGUUGUAAGUAUCCGGGAGGCCAAGACUGGGGAAAGAUUGCUCAUGUUCAAAACCUGUCUAUUUUAUAAAUAUGAACUGAUGUUGAUUUUAUAAAUAAUCAUUUAUGGAACUCUCAAAGGGUUUUCAGGGGUACACUGAUCUGGGAAUUUGUACCUCAAACAUAGCUUAAAUAUAGCCAGGAGUGAAUUUACCUUCUACGUUUUUACUUCUAAUUGAAGUACUGUAUAUGUUGAGUAAUAUGAAAUGACUUUUAUUGCAUUAGGAAACUAUCACUAACAAGAAUAUGGCAUCAUUGAUUCCAAAAAUAGGAGCAAAAAAAUUCUUAAGACUAUAGUUUCAGUUGUGAGUUUUAAAACAGUUUCCAUCCUUUAGAGUCUUGAUUCUCUCGCUUGAAUCUGGAACUUUAG
Molecule: messenger RNA, 4072 nt
Organism: Vigna radiata var. radiata (mung bean)
Lineage: Eukaryota; Viridiplantae; Streptophyta; Magnoliopsida; Fabales; Fabaceae
Product: putative disease resistance protein At3g14460
Exons: 2
Coding region: 221-3733 (1170 amino acids)
Biological process (GO): defense response to other organism
Molecular function (GO): ADP binding; protein binding
Source: RefSeq, a predicted model, not a curated record